AUGUACUUGAUCACUGUGUUUGGGAACCUGCUCAUCAUCCUGGAGGUCAGCUCAGACUCUUACCUCCACACACUCAUGUACUUCUUCCUCUCCAACCUGUCCUUUGUGGACAUCUGUUUCACUUCCACCACCAUCCCAAAGAUGUUCCUGAACAUCCAGACUCAGAGCAAAGGCAUAACCUAUGCAGGAUGCAUCAUCCAGAUGUAUUUUUUUAUACUCUUUGCAGGAUUCGACAUCUUUCUCCUGACUGUGAUGGCCUAUGACCGGUUUGUGGCCAUCUGUCACCCCUUGUACUACAUGGUCAUCAUGAACCACCAGCUCUGUGCACUGUUGGUUCUGGUGUCCUGGAUCCAGAUUGUCUCCUUAUUUUAUUGUAUGGACCUAGGCGGGUACCUCAGCUCUGCUGCAAUCCACAGCUCACAAUCAAGUGCCACAGCCUCAGUGAUGUACACUGUGCUCACACGGAUGCUGAGCUCCUUCAGCUACAGUCUGAGGAAGAAAGCCAUAAAGAGGGCUCUGAAAUCAUUCUUUGGGAUGGCAGGAUCCUGUUCUGUUAUUCAGCUCAGUGUUCACCAUGUCUAA
Molecule: messenger RNA, 582 nt
Organism: Equus quagga
Lineage: Eukaryota; Metazoa; Chordata; Mammalia; Perissodactyla; Equidae
Product: olfactory receptor 7D4-like
Exons: 3
Coding region: 1-582 (193 amino acids)
Biological process (GO): G protein-coupled receptor signaling pathway
Cellular component (GO): membrane
Molecular function (GO): olfactory receptor activity; G protein-coupled receptor activity
Source: RefSeq, a predicted model, not a curated record